UAUUUCUAUUUUAUUAUGAAUAUAUUUCGUUUGAAAAUUCUUAAAAUGACGCUAAUUAUUUUAUAAAAUUGUAUAAAUGUAACUUUAGUCUUUGCACUGGAAUUUAUCUGAGUGUGCUUUUCAUCUGAGGUAAACACCGUGUGCUCUGUAUCCAUGACUGUGGCUUGUUGACCUCAGGAUUUAACCAGCUGUGUUUCUGGGCUCCAGUUCGCAGUCCAGUGGCAGCCAAAGAGACUAGCGGACUAAAUCCAGUCCACUCUGAAUCCAUUCCAACUUUUACUGAGAUUCAAAUGAACAAUCGUUACAUAAAGGGGCCUUUUUUUUUAAAAAAUAAAUAAUAAUAAUAAUAAUUUUAUUUUUAUUUUUUUUCUUACCUUUGACCCAUGAUGGGAACUUUAAUUUAAGAUGCUUAUGGAGAGAUCAUCUGCACUCAGCCAGCCAGUAAGACAAAAGCCUCCUGGAAAGAAAAGGGAAGAUGAUAAGGAGGUGGAGGAGGAGGGAACCGCUAUUAAAGUACUGACAGACCAGAGGGUGAUGGCAAAAGAGGCUCUGAGCAGGAGGAACCUCUGGGAGCCGAGUGUUUAUUACGCUCGGGGAAACGAGUCUUUUCAUUUUGCCGGUCAUGACAUCAGCAUCCGAGAGUCCAUGGAUACGUACGGUGCUCUGAUCUGGCCUGGGGCAAUAGCUUUGUGCCAGUUCUUGGAGAACAACCAGCAACAAGUGAACCUGAUGGACAAAGCAGUACUUGAGAUUGGAGCUGGGACUGGCUUAGCUUCUAUUGUAGCAAGUCUGCUUGGUGCUUGGGUGACGGCAACAGAUCUGCCAGACAUAUUAUCUAACCUGACCUUCAACCUGCUGCGAAACACCAGGGGCCGCUGCCGCUACACCCCUCAAGUGGUUGCUCUCUCCUGGGGUCAGGACCUGGAUCGAGACUUCCCCUAUGCAUCAUACCACUACGACUUCGUGCUCGCAGCUGAUGUGGUCUAUCACCACGACUGCCUUGAAGAACUGUUGAAAACUAUGCAUCACUUUUGCCCACCAGGAAGUCAAACAACGCUGCUGUGGGCCAACAAGAUCCGGUUCCAGUCAGACCUGAGGUUCACAGAGUGCUUUAAGAGCCAUUUUAACACCACGUUGCUGACCGAGCUGCCGCAGCAGGAGAUCAGGAUUUAUAAAGCCAUGGCAAAGGAGUGACAAAGAGGCUUU
Molecule: messenger RNA, 1206 nt
Organism: Haplochromis burtoni (Burton's mouthbrooder)
Lineage: Eukaryota; Metazoa; Chordata; Actinopteri; Cichliformes; Cichlidae
Gene: mettl21cb
Product: methyltransferase 21C, AARS1 lysine b
Exons: 4
Coding region: 406-1194 (262 amino acids)
Biological process (GO): peptidyl-lysine methylation
Cellular component (GO): cytosol; cytoplasm
Molecular function (GO): protein-lysine N-methyltransferase activity
Source: RefSeq, a predicted model, not a curated record